Messenger RNA from Brassicogethes aeneus, 1314 nucleotides. The record is from the annotation of a GenBank genome assembly. Lineage: Eukaryota; Metazoa; Arthropoda; Insecta; Coleoptera; Nitidulidae.
AUGGAUUUUGAAUCUAAUAGUUCUAAUUCUGAUACAGAAAAACCAACAGUAAGAACUGAAACUCCAACAAAAAGAAAGCGGCUCUGUAAAUAUAAUAAGGCGUGGGAAACCACCUAUAAAUGGCUAAGACAAGCCAAUGAAAAAGAAGCUCGUUGUAAUGUUUGCGCAAAAACAUUUUCUGUAUGUUUCCAAGGGUUAUCAGCGCUAAAGCAGCACGAGAAUACUGACUAUCAUUCCAGAAUGGUGCAGUCGCAAAAAACCACCAGCACCAUUACACAUUUUUUUACGUCAUCACUAAAUGAAGAAGAAAGUGACAAAGUUAUGGCAUCGGAAUUAACCUGUGUUUACCACAGUGUUAAACACCACUUGUCUUAUAAUAGUAUGGACUGCAUUUUAAAAUUGGACAAAAUAAUAUACAAUGACAGCAAAAUAGCUAAGAAAGUAAGCUGCGGCCGCACUAAGGCUGAAAUGCUAGUUAAUGAGGUUCUUGCUCCAAGGAGCAUUGAAGAAGUUCUACAGGUCUUAAACUUAAACAAAUGUUUUUUUUCUGUGCAAACUGACGCUUCAAACAUAAAAAAUAGAAAAUUCUUUCCCCUCAGUAUUCAAUAUUUUACAAAAGAUGUUGGUAUCCAAAAUAAGAUAUUAGAUUUUAUUGAAUCUGCUGAUGAAACUGCUCAGGGAAUGUUUGACAUGAUAGCUAAGUCUUUAAGUAAUUUAGGAGUAGAUUUAAAAUAUUGCAGUUGUUUUAGUGCCGACAACACUAAUGCCAAUUUUGGACAAAAUAAAUCUCUUUUUAAAAAAUUAAAAGAUGUUAACAAGGAAAUUCUUAAAGCAAAUUGUCAUGCGCAUAUCGUUCAUAAUUGCGUCGGCCAUGCAUUAGAUGAGUUUGCAGGCAUAAAUAUAGAUGUAGAAACUCUUGUUUUUAAAAUAUAUUCACACUUUGCGCAGUCGGCAAAAAGAAGAGACAAUCUGAAGGAUUUUUACGAGUUUGCUGAAAUACACUGGAGAGAAAUUAUUCGCCAUGUAAAAACUAGAUGGCUAUCUCUCCAACCAUGCAUUCACAGACUAUUAGAAAGUUGGCCUGCAAUCAUAUCCUAUUUUAUUAGCGCUGAAGAUGCCAAGCAAGUAAAAAAACUUAUAUUUUUAUCAAAAGACGAUGAUUCUUCAUAUAAAGUCGAGAUACCUUUGCUUUUUUGUGACAAUAUCUUAGAGAUAUUUCAAAAAACUGUUAAAAAAUUGGAGGGCAAUAAGGCUUGCGCCAAAAAUAAGGUGGAUGAAAUGCGCUCCCGGCCAAAGAAUUUGGAAUAUUUAUGA